GGAAUUAUGAGUGCAAAGUUGACACUCUACUAUUUUGUUGGCUCUAUGCCAUCUCGAGCUUGUGUGAUAUUAUCAAAAGUGUUGAAUAUUCCAAUAGAAUUAAGAUCUAUCAACUUGUAUGAACGUGAGCAGCAUAGUGAAUGGUAUAAGAAAUUAAAUCCUGCUAAGAAAGUUCCCGUUCUUAUCGAUGGAGAUUUUAUUUUAACUGAAUCAAGAGCAAUUUUAGCUUAUUUGGUUGAUACAAGACAUCCUGGUAAUAGCUUGUAUCCAAAAGAUGAAAAGAAAAGAGCGGCGAUCGACGAAAGAUUGCAUUUUGAUGGGUCAAGUGUCUUUCCAAAAAUCAGUAAUGUUUUUCAAUCAAGGGUAAUGGGCAAAUCUGAAACCGAAUGCAAAAAAACUUUUAGGGAACUGACAGCUGUGGUUAAAACUUUAGAAGAAUUUUUAUCGAAAAGUGAAUAUUUUGCUGGAAAUGGAAUGACAAUUGCUGACAUUUCAAUAUUUCCGAACGUAACAGCUUCUCUUGAAUUCCUUCAUUUCAGGAUCUAGGCGUUGA
Molecule: messenger RNA, 553 nt
Organism: Chironomus riparius
Lineage: Eukaryota; Metazoa; Arthropoda; Insecta; Diptera; Chironomidae
Source: the annotation of a GenBank genome assembly